AGUUUAUCAUUUUAAAAUGAUGAACUUCUGCAUAGAAAUUGCUAGACGGAAUUGUUUUACUAUGACGCCAUUGAGUUUUUUGAGUAUAUUUCAGUUAUUCUGUAUAAACAGAAGGAGUAUAGAAGAUAGUAAACAUUUUCAAUUUUUUUCGAGUACAAAUUUAAUAUAUUACAAGAAUAAUUUUCAAGAUGGGAACUAAAGCGCAGAAAACGGAAUCAACUGAGAAUUUUAUAAGUGCAUGGAGAGAAGAAGAAAGUCUGUGGAACGUAACUUUGACAGUUUAUAAAAACAAAGAUGCAAAGGCUAAAAGUACUAGAAUUUUGAUGGGAAAAUGCACCAUGGAAGAGGGUGAUGUGAAAAGAAAGAUAAAUACUCUACGAAGUUAUUAUUCAAAAGAACUCCAAAAAUCAAUACCAAAAAGUGGAGCGGGUAGAGAUGAAAUUUACGAGUCAAAGUGGCCUCAUUUUCAAUCUAUGGCAUUUUUACGGGACACAAUCAUUCCAAGAAAAACAACAUCCUCUCUGGCAAGUGUAUUUUUAUUUGCUUUUUAUAAUAUACUUAUCUAAAUGAAAUUGUCUUGCCAUGGGACUGUUCCAACUGUAUUAAAGUAGUCACAGAAUUGAUCUCGUACAGCUUUAGCGUCAGGUUUAUAGUUAUUGGUUCCAGUAACUCUUAUUGAACGCAAAGCUUCACUUGAUUCAGACCUCCACGUUCCAUUAUUCACUCUUCCAUUUUCAAUAUCCUCAACAUCAAGACUUCCAGGAGGGGUGUAACCUGACGGAGUUUUUUCCCUUAACAAAUUAUGCAACACACAACUUGCUAAAGUAAUCUUCUGGACGUUUUCUGGUGUAGGCGAUAAAAAGAUUCUAAAACGAUUAGCCAAUAUACCAAAUGCAUUCUCUACAAUCCUCAGGGGCGGAUACAUACCACGUCAAAGACGUCAAGUGACGAAGGUAAAUUGUCUACCUGUAUAACGGACGAUGUCAAUCGAGAGGGGCAUAGUAGUGCGUAAAGUUCUUUUUAUGUAAACAACGUGCGCCGACGAGCGGGAGUUGAUAUAAAAUA
Molecule: messenger RNA, 1065 nt
Organism: Hydractinia symbiolongicarpus
Lineage: Eukaryota; Metazoa; Cnidaria; Hydrozoa; Anthoathecata; Hydractiniidae
Exons: 2
Coding region: 189-566 (125 amino acids)
Source: RefSeq, a predicted model, not a curated record